UGGAAUAAAGCUUUACUCGUGGCUCAAUGCAAGUUCAAUGUUUUCAACACUCAUCAACAAUAUCCAGACAAUUUAGUUCCUGAUUUAGCUGCUGCAUUAGCAGAAAUCACUGGACUACAAUAUGAUUAUUUUAUGAUUUUCUUCGGUCGAUGUUUUGUAAGAUUUUUCAGCAAUUUUGGUUAUGAUGAUAUGAUCAAAGCCACUGGAAGAUACUUUUGCGAUUUUCUUCAAUCUGUUGACAACAUUCAUUUACAAAUGCGCUACACAUAUCGAAAAAUGAAAUCACCGUCCAUGCAAGUUACUGAUAUCGACGAUAAUGGUGCAAUACUUAUAUAUCGAAGCAAUCGUUCAGGUUUUGCCAAAUAUUUAAUGGGACAAUUAUUGGAGAUAGCAAAAGAAAUUUACAAUCUAGAUGUGAAAAUACGUGUCGUAGAUUCAAUUAAUGAUUCAAUUGGUGGAACCGUAGGUCCAAUCGAGCUUUCAUCUAAAACAGGCUUGAAAUCUGUUGUAGUAAAAUUUCGCUUAGAUUUUGACAACACCGAAUAUAUGCAAAAUAGUUUGAGAAUGAAAACGCAUCCAUCACAAGUAUUGUUAAAGCCAGUUACAACUGAAAUGCUUUUAGAGCUUUUUCCAUUUGGAAUGAUUCUCAAUUGUGAGAUGAAAAUUGUUGCGGCCGGAAAUAAUCUUAUUGAAUCGUGGUCUUCAAAUAAUGAUAACAAGCACCCAAAUGAAUUGAUUGGAAGUAAGAUUACGAAAUAUUUUAAAUUACGUCGCCCUACUGGUAUUGUGUUUGACUUCAGUAAUGUUACGACACUUCAAGCUGUCCUGUUCGAAAUUCAACUAAUAAGGUCCAAAAAUUCUGCAUCAGCAAAAGGUUUAGUAAGAACAGAAUCUGGAAGAAAUUUCAGACCUAUUAAUGGAAAUACUGCUGCAGGAAGUGACGAUAAAGUUGUUGCUGGUCCCAGUCAUGACACUUUGGAGCCGGGAAUGCUUGCGUUUAAUAGAAGAGGUUCACAAGGAAUUAAAAGUAUUUUGCUGAAAGGUGAAAUGAGAUACAUAAAGGACAUUAAUAUGUUGGUAUUUCUGUGCAGUCCAUUGAUUAACAACCUUGACGAAAUGAGCGAAAUGGGACUUUAUCUAAAUGAUUUAAAUUUUCACGGUCUAAGUCGUGAAAUGGUCUUUUCAGGCUUUAAGCAUUACUCUCGACUUGAUCUUAUGUGUGAAAGAGAAGAACAACGAGCUGAAGAGCUAGAAACUUCACUUAGUCUUGCAGACUCAUGGAAAAAACAAGGCGAUGAACUAUUGUAUUCAAUGAUUCCAAGAUCUGUAGCUGAUCGAUUAAGGAAUGGACAAAAUCCACUUGCAACAUGUUCAACAUUCGAACAAGUUACAGUUAUUUUUGCAGAAGUACAAGAAACAUCAUUAUCAAAUGAUGCAAUACAAUCAGCAAUGGCUACUGUUAAUACCUUAAAUAGUGCAUUUUCAGCAUUUGAUGAAUUAAUUCAAUCACCAAUGGCAUAUAAAGUAGAAACAGUUGGUAAAGUUUAUAUGGCAGUUUCAGGAGCACCAGAUGAAAAUCCAUUGCACAUGCAAACUGUUGCAGAUCUUUCAAUACAAAUGCUUGACAAAAUUAAGAAUAUUGGGAUUGAAGGAGUUACAGUGAAAAUUGGAUUUCACAGCGGACCAGUUGUGGCUGGAAUAGUUGGAAUAAAAGUUCCUCGUUACUGCUUGUUUGGUGAUACAGUUAAUACAGCAAGUCGAAUGGAAAGCAGCAGUGAGUCUAAUCGUAUUCAAGUGUCUUGGAACACAGCAAAGGGAUUAAAAAAAUUGGGAUAUAAAUUAACAUUUCGUGGACUCGUGACUGUCAAGGGUAAAGGUGAAAUGGAGACAUUUUGGCUUGAAGAGGGACCAGAAAUUGAUUUUGAUGUUCGCAAACGAAGCAGUAGUGGAUUUAAGAAUAAAUUAAAAAACAUUUUCAAUUAAAAUCCGUAACACAGUGCCUGAAACUUAAGCUUUACUUGAGAGCGGGAAUAUUUAAUAAUGACUAUAAUAAAUAUUAAAUGAUUAGAAAUUGGUGUGAAUAUGAAAUGUU
Messenger RNA from Chironomus riparius, 2092 nucleotides. The record is from the annotation of a GenBank genome assembly. Lineage: Eukaryota; Metazoa; Arthropoda; Insecta; Diptera; Chironomidae.